UUCAACAGAUCAAUUCUUCCGUACCUUCUUUUACUGUAUUAGAUCUUGUUCUUCUUUCCCAAUUGGAUAUAGUUGAACGGGAAAGCACUUAUUGCACCCGUUCCUAUGGCCUCUCAAUCAAAAGGCUUUAGAAGUUCUUUCCAACAAAAGCAAUGACAUAAUUAGGUGGAUGGCUAGGUGUUGUCUUUUGAGGGGGAAAAGAGAUUCGAUAAAGUUACAAAGAUGGAAGAAGUCAGUAAUAUGCGAACUUGUCAACUGCGUGAAUGGAGCUAUUGAAUUAGAUGCCCCAUUAGUGUGUAGUAAUCCACACGAAAAUUUUACUGUUGCGGACCGACAUCCGGCCAUUUGGGCUCUAUAUAUAGUAGGAUCGACCUCAGAUCAGAAGAAUAACAUGAAUUGAAAGCAGAAAAAGGUGCUAAGAUUUCAGUCAUCAUGGUAGCCAAAAAAACAAUCUUCUUUCUAUUAUUUCUCUUCGCCGGACAUUAUUCUGGCUCUUGUGUUCUUCUUCCAAACAACAACUCUUCAACUUCGGAUCUACUUUGGAAGGGUGGAGCCAUAAAUGAGAAAAGCAAGCUAUCGAGUGGGGGCUUUAGAGGAAUUGGAUCCCGAGGCCGCGGGAGAUCAUCUUUCCCUCGUGCGUCGCCGGCCUUAAGUGCCGGAAGUUCCAGCCGCAACUCUCAUCGCAAUGCCGCCGCUGGCAAGAAUCACGCGCCAUUAUAUACGACAGCCCUCUUGUAUGGAGCUACUCUUUUUGUAUUUCUGGCUUGAAUCGAACCAGUUUAAUUUGCUAAACCCUUUUUGUUUUAUUUUCUUGUUGUUAUUGUACAUUUCAUUACAAACAAAAUAUCCCACGAUAUUUUGAGAGUAAUAACGGUAACAGAUACUAGUAUGAAUUUUUUUUUCCGAAGAGUAAUUACUCAUGUCUAAAAAAUAUACUACUGUAUGAAUUUUUCUAGUGGACUAUUGUGACAUUGAUAAAAUGCAAAUCAACUCGAGGCUCUCUUUAGAGAGUUGAUCAAGUUAUAUUCAUAACUUGGUUGAUCAAAC
Messenger RNA from Cuscuta epithymum, 1047 nucleotides. Lineage: Eukaryota; Viridiplantae; Streptophyta; Magnoliopsida; Solanales; Convolvulaceae. The record is from the annotation of a GenBank genome assembly.